Messenger RNA from Drosophila takahashii, 1570 nucleotides. Lineage: Eukaryota; Metazoa; Arthropoda; Insecta; Diptera; Drosophilidae. The record is from RefSeq and is a predicted model, not a curated record.
AUCAAGCGAGAUGUGGCUGGCGUGGAUCGUAGCUAUAUCCCUUUUGUGGGAAUGUUCGGCUACUCUCUAUAUGCCGAAAUUUCUGUGCGUGCCACCGUAUGUGGCCGUCGAUGAUAGUUGCAUCCUUACUACUACCAGUAAGCCCGUGAUCUUGCCUUGUUCAGGGAACGGUUCUAAUAAGACAUUAGUUCCGGAAAAGGGGGGAGGAAAUCCAAGUAGCUUCACGACUGAAUCACCAGGUAAUUUCAAUGGUAAAACGACGACUGAACCCGAAGUUCCACUCAUUAUUCCUUUAAUUCCUGAAGACAAAGAAGAAAAAAAUGUUGAAACUGAAAGGCCGGGUCAUUAUACAAAUACACCUGAAAAAUUAGUAACGCCUAUACCGGAAAACUCGAGCAAGGGUCCUAUCAUAAAUGGACCAGGGGGAGUAACGGGAAAACCGCCAGUUAUUCCUUCGGAGCCAGAUAGGAUUAACCAAACAAAGCCAACGCAACCUACCAUUGGUCCGUUACCAUUCCCAUGGCUGGAUCCAGAGCGGUAUCCGUAUAUUUACCCUCCCGGUUUUUGGCCUUAUAUCUAUCCAUACCCAGGGCCUUAUCCUCCCGGUGUUCCGCCUCCGCCUUAUAAAGGGCCUUAUCCAUGGGUUUAUCCAGGGCCUUAUCCACCUCUGCCUUAUCAAGGACCCUGUCCUCCCGGUGUUUGGCCUAUUCCGAUUCCGACUUUAUUACCGCCUCUACCAUCGCCCUUACCAACAGUUCCUCCGAUUUAUACACGGCCACCACUUUCUACUCCUUCCGGUGUGAGGCCCCUAACAACAAUUCCUCCGGGUCAGAUUUCACGUCCAGUUCCUGAACCAACUGACAAACCUGGUCCAGAGAUUAUCAUUACUACAAUUCCCCCUCCUGUUGUUGGGCCCUCACCGACUCCUCCGCGUCCGCCUGUUCCACCAGGUCCUGUGGAGCCUGGUCCAGAGGGAACUAUUCCUAUACGUCCCCCUGUUGUUCGUCCGCCUGUACCACCAGAACCUGAGAAACCUGGUCCAGAGGGAACUAUUCCUACACGUCCCCCUGUUGUUCGUCCCCCUGUACCACCAGAACCUGAGAAACCUGGUCCAGAGGGAACUAUUCCUACACGUCCCCCUGUUGUUCGUCCCCCUGUACCACCAGAACCUGGGAAACCUGGUCCAGAGGGAACUAUUCCUACACGUCCCCCUGUUGUUCGUCCCCCUGUAUCACCGGAACCUGUGAAACCUGGUCCAGAGGGAACUAUACCUACACGUCCCCCUGUUGUUCGUCCGCCUGUACCACCAGGUCCUGUGGUGGUAUUCCUGGAAUUCCUGGUCUUCCUGGAAUUCCUGGAAAUUCCCGAUCUUCCUGGAAUUCCUGACUUCCUUUCUGGCUUAAUCAAUCCACGGCCACCUCCUAUUCCCCCUAUUGGGUUGCCUCGCAUAAUUGAUCCCAAGAUCCCAGUGCCGAAGGACCCGGAAAUGCCUAAAAUGAUUAGGCCUGAAGACCUUUAUCCCAAGGAAAUGUAUCUGGGCAAUCUUUUUCCAAGUGGCCUUCUUACCUAA